UGUGGGCUGUCUGAGGCACCAAUAAGAGCAAGACACUGGCUGGUACUGAACACAGUGGCAAUAGGUGAGCCAGCUAUGUGCGCAGAGCCACUUCAGAGAAAUCACAACAACUACUGAAGACAAGACAAGAAAUCACUGGAUCUUCCUUUGGGCAUAGAUAGAGACAGGCUAUCAGUGGAGGCCUGGUGUCAUGCCUCACAUACUCCGCCUGCAGUCGGGCCAGGAGCUGGGGCUGCGGCUUCUGCUGCUCAUCUCUCUGUGGGACUUCCUGACUUCAGAGGAGCUGAAGACAACAAGAUGGCCCCUCUACUCCCAGAAGCCUUUGAUCCUCGCCUGGAACGCUCCCACCGAGGACUGCACCCCUCGGCACGGCGUGCGCUUCCAGUUGGACCAGUUUGACAUCGUGGCGUCCCCCAAUGAGGCCUUCGUCCGACAGAACCUCACCAUCUUCUACAAGGACAGGCUAGGGCUUUACCCGUACUACAGCGUGCGCGACCGCAUACCCGUCAACGGCGGCAUCCCGCAGAGCGCCAGCCUCCUGCAGCACCUGGACAAAAUGCCCGAGGACGUGGGCUACUACAUCCGGGACCCCACGGCCAGGGGCCUCGCCGUCAUCGACUGGGAGGAGUGGCGCCCCCUGUGGAUCCGUAACUGGGAGCACAAGGACGUGUACCGGGACCAGUCGCGGCGCCUGGUGGCCAAGAAGAACCCCAGCUGGCCGGCCGAGCAGGUGGCCAAGGUGGCCCAGCAGGAGUUUGAGCUGUCGGCCCGCAAGUUCAUGCUGGACACCCUGCGCAUGGCCAAGAGCCUGCGUCCGGGCCAGCUGUGGGGCUUCUACCUCUUCCCCGACUGCUACAACCACGACUACUACCGCAGCGGGCUGGAGAACUACACAGGCCAGUGCCCCGACGUGGAGCUGAGGCGCAACGAGCAACUCAAGUGGUUGUGGACCGAGAGCACGGCGCUCUUCCCCUCCAUCUACAUGCCCACCGCCCUGCGCUCCACGCCUGCCGGCCGCCAGUUUGUCCGCAACCGGGUCAACGAGGGCAUACGGCUGGCGCUGACGGGCAACGGAACGGCACGGCCGGUGUUUGUGUACACACGGCCAACCUACGCCAACGAGCUUGAGCUGCUGACGGAGGAUGACCUUGUCUCCACCAUCGGGGAGAGUGUGGCUUUGGGGGCGGCUGGAGUGAUCCUGUGGGGCGACGCGAACUACGCCAGCAGUAACGCCAGCUGUUCCAGGUUGAACGCGUACCUGCGUGGGCAGCUGGGUCGUUACCUGCUCAAUGUCUCCACGGCAGCGGAGCAGUGCAGCAGCUCCCUGUGCGGCUGGCGAGGACGCUGCCUCCGCCGGGAUGCCAAGACCAACACCUACCUGCACCUCAACCCCCAGACCCACAGCAUCCAGGAGCAGGGGGGCAGGAUGCGGGUGCGGGGGCAGCUGGGGGCACAGGACCUCCAGAGGCUGAGGCAGGACUUCAGGUGCCAGUGUUACACCGGGCACAGAGGAGAGUCAUGUGGGCAGAAGGAGCCAGGGCACAACAGGGCCUCCUCAGUGUGGCACGCCUGGUUUCCCACCUUCCUCCUGCCACUCCUGUUAGUUUUACUGCUGCACUAAAGGGCCUUGGACAGACAAGAGUUCAGGUCAGGAGUGGGAUGAAUGGAAAACCUGUAGGUUUUAAGGGGAUACCUCACCAAGGGGAUGCCUCACUAAGUUUGCCAACUGCCUUGGUGUUAAACAGUAGAGUUAAGCUGAGCAUCGAUUCAACUCUUGCCUUAUAGUACUACAAGUCAUUGGUUCGGAUUAGAAAGCAGCAGAACGGUAUGACUAAACUGUUUAACUCAGAGGAUGAAAGUUGGGCCUAUUUCUCAAAAGUGAGGUGUUCCUUCAAGUUGUGGGGGAUCACAGACCUUUGAACUUGUAAAAGAAGAGGAUUCUGUUGGCUCAAGCCUGGACAAGUGAACGAGCCACAUGGAGCAUGGGCAUGGACACACCUGAGCACAUGUUGUCGAGGAGGCUGGCUUUCAAACAAAUCCAGAGUCUAUUUAAUCACCCAAAGGAUGGAAAGCACCAUUUGAACAUUCUCACCUACUCAAUGAGUGUAUGUGGAAAAGUGAAAAACAUUAUCACGGUCAAGUCUAACUAGACCAAGUACAAGUAGUCACUAUGUUAGUAUGCGUGUGCGCUGUCUUGCUUCUGUCUGUGUGUGCGCGCGCGUGUGUCUUUCAGAAUGGUUUUCCGUAACAAAAUAAUCCUCCUUUGGGGAAGUCAAUGUGUUCUCUCACACUUUCCAAUGAGUAUCAAAGUCUCUGAAUCAAGCCGCACACUGUACUCACAAAUAACCCUUACACAUGCAACUAAGGGCAGCUAUGUGCACCGGAGCCAACGCUUUCUCACCAUGUAACCAUAGGAGACAGCACCAGGGGAGAGAGAAGGCUGCUCUCCUGCAGUGGCAUAGUUCAGAGCUCUGCCUUCUGUUCACUGACUAAAAUGUAAAGAAUCCGACAGUGUAAAUCUGUGCAGUGCACGGGCGUCUGUCGAGGGAACUAUAUAGAUAUUUGUUUUCUACUUAAUAAGGUUCUGAGCUUUUAAGAUAUUUCUGAGCAGACCUCUUUGUGCAUCUUUGCAUUCCAAACCUGAAAGAUGGACACUGAUGUGAUGAGUGCAGGGAGAAAAUCGGUUUCAGUAAUGUAUGAUCCUCAAAAUCACAUACAACCUAAUCAAGUGCAGUGUAUAUGUAAAUUAACAGGGCAUAUUUACUUAAUGUUUAAUUCCCAUAUAUUUCCUAGUAGUCAGUUAGGGUUUGGCUGCUAGUUCAUUGUUUGGACUAUGUUCCAUCAAAUUGUCUUGUACUCAUGACCAAGGGCAUAUGACAUUAAACAAUAGGGCUAUGGGUUGAUGCACACAGGACCCCUUGUUUAACAUGCCUUCAUUCCACUUUUGUUGUGGCAUCUUGUUUAUUUUUUCUUCGUAAAGCAACAUGUGCCUUGCAUAAUGCAUAUGGACAACUGUAACAUGUUUUUUUUCAACCCUGAGACACAGUGCAACUGACCUGCAUUUUUGUGCAGAGUUACUAAAAAAUCCAGCACAAUUUAAAUGGCCGACCAAACGUUCAUCUCAGUGUAUUGUAUUACAGAAGUGGUACAUAACCAAGUGAAUAUGAUCCAAACUGCACUAUGCAUACCUCUGAACACAAUAACAUUUCUACUCAAAAUCCACUGUAAACACUACAUGUACAUGUGCAAUCACAACUUAUGGUCAGAUACAAGGUUAUUAUAAGUCAUUACCUCUGUUUCACCCUCUCAGUCGAGUGUUCUAACACAGAAUUAUCUUUUUUGUGUUCUUAAUUAUUAUAGAAACUUGAAAUGAAAAAGGGUUUGGCACACAUUUACUGCUUUGGUAAUUUUGUUGAGAUCAUGCUGUUGGGUUUGUUAUUCCCUUCCAAUGGAAGACUUAUUUUUUUGUUGUAAACAUGAUUUUGUAGAUUUUGAUCAGAAACUAUUGUGUUGAUGUCUUAGCACCUCCUGUGCUUUUUGCCGUGCCAUUGCCAAGCAGCAAAAUUAACUCUGUCUUCACCUUGGAGCCUUCUUUUCACGUGAUUGAGUGGAACAAAAAAUAAAUGUUUAUCUCCACGGAA
Molecule: messenger RNA, 3641 nt
Organism: Engraulis encrasicolus (European anchovy)
Lineage: Eukaryota; Metazoa; Chordata; Actinopteri; Clupeiformes; Engraulidae
Product: hyaluronidase-2-like
Exons: 4
Coding region: 191-1621 (476 amino acids)
Biological process (GO): carbohydrate metabolic process; hyaluronan catabolic process
Cellular component (GO): cytoplasmic vesicle
Molecular function (GO): hyalurononglucosaminidase activity; hyaluronoglucuronidase activity
Source: RefSeq, a predicted model, not a curated record